Messenger RNA from Lagopus muta (rock ptarmigan), 3311 nucleotides. RefSeq names its product dihydrolipoamide S-succinyltransferase (gene DLST). Bases 66 to 1451 code for a protein of 461 amino acids. Gene Ontology annotation, cellular component: oxoglutarate dehydrogenase complex. Gene Ontology annotation, molecular function: dihydrolipoyllysine-residue succinyltransferase activity. The record is from RefSeq and is a predicted model, not a curated record. Gene Ontology annotation, biological process: tricarboxylic acid cycle. The transcript is spliced from 15 exons. NCBI's taxonomy places the organism in Eukaryota, Metazoa, Chordata, Aves, Galliformes, Phasianidae.
CACUUCCGGCUCUCGCCGGGCCUGCUUCCGGUGUCCGCCCUCCAGCUCCUCCCGCCACCGCCGCGAUGCUGCUGCUGUGGCGGUCGCGCUGCUUGGGCCGGGCGCUGGGCCGCUCGGUGCGCACCCUCCGGCAGGGCAACUGUACUCUGGCAAGGCGCUCCCUGUCUGGUGUGGCUGGCAGCCAGGGACUGGCCUACAUUGACAGCAGGAAGCUCAUAGUAAAUAGCUCCAGUGUCUUCACUGUCCGUUACUUCAGAACCACAGCAGUACAUAGGGAUGACGUGGUUACGGUGAACACCCCAGCUUUUGCAGAGUCAGUCACAGAAGGAGAUGUCAGGUGGGAGAAAGCUGUUGGAGACACAGUGGCGGAAGAUGAAGUGGUGUGUGAGAUUGAAACAGACAAGACAUCAUUGCAAGUUCCAGCCCCAGCAGCUGGUGUGAUUGAAGCCCUUUUGGUACCUGAUGGUGGCAGAGUGGAAGGGGGGACACCUCUGUUCAAACUCAGGAAAACUGGAGCUGCUCCUGCCAAGGCCAAACCAGCAGCAGCCCCUCCUCCUCCUCCUGCAACACCUGAACCUGUAGCUGCAGCUCCUCCUCCUCCUGCUGCAGCACCAAUUCCAACCACAAUGCCACCAGUGCCACCUGUGUCAGCUCAGCCCAUUGACAGCAAACCAGUGUCUGCAGUGAAGCCGGCUGCAGCUCCAGUGGCAGCCCCUCCUGGGGAGCCAGUGCCCAGCAAAGGUGCCAGAUCUGAGCAUAGGGUGAAAAUGAAUAGGAUGCGUCAGCGUAUCGCCCAGCGGCUGAAGGAGGCUCAGAACACUUGUGCCAUGCUGACCACUUUCAAUGAGAUCGAUAUGAGCAACAUCCGGGAGAUGAGAGCUGUACACAAGGAUCCUUUCAUGAAAAAGCACAACCUGAAAUUAGGUUUCAUGUCAGCUUUUGUGAAAGCUUCAGCUUUCGCUCUGCAGGACCAGCCUGUUGUGAAUGCAGUAAUUGAUGACACGACCAAAGAGAUUGUGUACAGGGACUAUGUGGACAUCAGUGUAGCUGUAGCAACUCCCCGGGGUCUUGUGGUCCCUGUCGUUAGGAAUGUAGAAAAUAUGAACUUUGCUGACAUAGAGCGAGCUAUCUAUGAGUUGGGGGAAAAGGCACGGAAGAAUGAACUGGCUAUCGAAGACAUGGAUGGUGGCACUUUCACAAUCAGCAAUGGAGGGGUUUUCGGGUCACUCUUUGGGACACCUAUCAUCAACCCACCGCAGUCUGCUAUCUUAGGCAUGCAUGCCAUCUUUGACAGGCCUGUGGCUGUGGGAGGCAAGAUCGAGAUCCGGCCCAUGAUGUACGUGGCACUGACCUACGAUCACCGGCUGAUUGAUGGCAGAGAGGCAGUGACUUUCCUGCGCAAGAUCAAGGCAGCGGUGGAGGAUCCCCGCGUGCUGCUACUCGACCUGUAGAGCAGUCACACCCCCCACACAACCCACCCAGGGCAUAGACGCAGCACCAGCAGGGGCGCAACGCAGGGCAUUCAGGGACUGGCUGGGGUCAUUCCAGUCUCCCUCCCACCCCUGAGAUCAGAGAUGUCCCAGAGGGAACUGGGAGGAUAGCUCCUACCUCCUUUCCUGUUCUGUUUAACGGAUGGUUCAGCCUCUCACUAGGAUUGCCGUGCAGUGGGCUGACUGCUGAACGGCACUGCCUUUUUGGAGCCAUCUGUGUGGCAUCCUCUCCCUCACGGCACCAAACUCUCACCUCUAGCUUGUCCAAUACCACUGGAAAGUGCUUGCUGCUGCUGUGCUAGGGUAUCCUUUCCUGCCACUCCAGGGUGGGUUCAGCUUUAUUUCCUAGCAUUGAGGUUCUGGGAGGGGAGGGAGAGGAAAGGCUACUGUUCUGUCCCCGUUUUGCUUGAAAAUAUAUCACAUUCGUCUGCCUUGCAAGGGCAGCCUGGGUUCCCCCAGGCCAAUUGCAGCAGAGUUUUUGAUCAGAGCAGUGCUGAGGUAGGUGUUGUGCCCCUGGCAGUGCUCUAAUUACACUCCCUCCACGGACUGGAAUGCAGUGGUUGCAUCUCCCCUGCUUUUCCUUGGAGAUCGUCUGUCUCUCUCUAGCCUGGCCACUGAGACAUGAAUGUUCCUGGCCAAGUAGGCAGAGCCCAUGAUCCCUGUGGAGGCAGCACUGUUCCUGGGGAUGGGAGGCCACCCUUUCACCAUGACAUGCCCAACACUAGGCUAAGAAACAGCCCGCAGCAGCUGUCCUUGAAUCACAGCGUACUGAUGGAUGGGUCUGCGUGUGAGGGCUUGGCCUGCUACCAGCAGAGAGCUGGGGGGGGAAGGGAGGGCUGGUCUGCAAGUGUAAUGUAUAUCCCAGCCCAAGGCUGCUGGUUUUGGGGGGAGGGGGGACAGUCCUUAAUCUGAUAGCGCACACAUGUUAAUGGGGAGUGAGGGGGUUGCUAGUGCCUGCAGAGUCUAUUACUCUUACCCUCUACACUGAACUUGUAACUAAAAUAUUUAACACAGCGGAUUUUAAAUGAAAUAAAACUGGUCAACAACUGCAAGGUGGGCUGUGUUUGGGGAGGUAGUUCCUGAGAGAGGCCUUGGGCAUUGGCAGCCUCUGUAGCACAGCAUGAACAGCCCGUUCUCUGGGAGUGAGAGGAAGGGAACUGGAGCUGGGUCUUUCCGUGGUGAUAGUAAAUGGAAGUUUCUCUGGCUCUGAACUCUCCUGUUCUCAAAUCCUCUGGCAUAGAACUGUCUCUUACCAGAAAAUACGAGAAAGCAUCUUUUUCCAUAUUUCUUUGUCUAUUGACAGCAAAGAAAUCCCAGCAUUUUCUAAGUGGUGUGAUGGCCAAGAAUGAGAACUGGGACAAGCUCUCAGUAUGGUUCUGGAACCAGGUUGGUUUUCCUUGGUAGAACAGGGGUUGUAAAUUGUGGAAGUGAGAAAAAGGGUGUUAAUGGUUGCGCAGGCAAGAAAUGUAAACUGAAAGUUGUUUCUCGUUAUGGGCACUGAGAGCAUUUCUCCAAGGAGCUGUCUGUCUUGGAACAUUAAGAAACCAUUCCUGGAUUGUGGUAGGGGUUUCCCAUCUCUGACAUAAGCUUCAGAGAAUGGUUUGCCUUUACCAGCUAUGAGUAAAGGCAGUCUCUUCUGAGAGAAAACUAUUGCAUGCACAGCUGCAUUGCUGAUGAGAGAAUUUUCUAGUACUUGUUUCUACUGCUUCCUGGCAGCUAAGGAGAAAUAGAUGUGUGGCAUCAGCUUUCCUUUGUGCCUGACUGAGAUAGCUUAGGAGAGGAGAGAAGGGGGGGAGGAAAAACCCAAACCCUAUGCUAUGA